AUGAAGCUUGAGCGCAAUGCGUCCAUGGUGGAACAUCUGCCGAGUUCGAACCUAGUUUGCUACCAUGAUCUCUCUCCUGAGUUGACGACUGAAGAGCGCUAUUCCUUCCCUGCUAGGAAACUAAUCAUACCGAAGACAAGUGAGGCUUAUCGGCUUUUCCUCUUUAGCUGUGGCCCUGGCAAACUCAUACUCGACGGCAAGGCCAUCGUCGACAUCGAGCGAGAAUGGUGGUCAAUCAUGUCAUUUCUUUUCAUGAGCUACGAUUCGCCCGAAGAACAACUUGAUGUAACCCUCGAAGCUGGUAGGUCAUACGAGCUUGUGCUUGAGUCGCCCAGCCGUGAGCCGAAACCCCACAACCUGACGUAUGUGGGCAUGUUGGAGCGCGAAGAGGAAGCUAUCGAGCUUGUCAGGACUAGUGAUGUUGCCAUUGUCGUUAUAGGCAGAGACCAGGACCGGGAGAUGGAGACGAGCGACAUGGCGUCCAUGGAUCUACCAGGCCGGUCCAAUGAGUUGAUCUUUGCCGUGGCCAAGACGAGGUCCAGGCUGUUUUUCAAUGUUUGGUACCAAGGCCAGAAGCAGGGUAACAGUCUGGCGGACGUCCUUCUCGGAACGGCUCCUCCGUGCGGAAAACUGCCAAUCACAUCCCCACACCGCAUUGAGGACAUAAGAUCAUUCAACAACCAUUUCGAGGAGACCGACGUGGUUCACUAUGGAGAGAAUAUCUAUCUCAGGUACAAGCGUUACGACCAUUGCAAGAUUGACCCACUGUUCCCAUUCGGCUCGGGCUGUUCGUACACCACUUUCGAGUACACGAACCUGAGAUUAAACACCAACAUGCUAGAGGAAACCGGAAGAAUCGAGUUCUACGUCAGUCCGGUGUCGAGGCCGCGGCUGGGCCGCCCGCCAAAGGAGCUCAAGGGCUGGGACAAGGCCCUCGUACACCCCGGGGAGACGGUGAUCGCUCGGACGACGCUUGAUAAGGUGAGCGUGUCUUACCGGGAUAACAGCGUUCAGAAGUGGAUGGUGGCGGGCAACGCGUAA
Molecule: messenger RNA, 1041 nt
Organism: Colletotrichum orchidophilum
Lineage: Eukaryota; Fungi; Ascomycota; Sordariomycetes; Glomerellales; Glomerellaceae
Exons: 4
Coding region: 1-1041 (346 amino acids)
Biological process (GO): glucan catabolic process
Molecular function (GO): beta-glucosidase activity
Source: RefSeq, a predicted model, not a curated record